AUGCGCCGUAUACCCUGGACCAGGCCUCGACUAGAGAUGCUUGCUGUCCAAACACAGCCCGGACUGUCCGCUGCGCAGCUGAUGCUUGUGAAUCAUGACCUAACACCAGUGGAAAAGGAACGUCGACAAUGGGGCUCAUGGAAUUUCGUCGGAUUCUGGAUUGCUGAUUCCUUCAACAUCAACACUUGGAUGAUAGCGUCUUCCAUGAUUUCUGGUGGUCUGUCGUGGUGGCAAGCCUGGCUUUGCGUUUGGAUCGGAUAUGCUACGGCUGCUGCCUUUGUCGUCCUCAUCGGGCGUAUUGGAGCUGUCUACCAUAUCGGCUUUCCCGUCACCAACCGAGCAUCCUUCGGUAUAUGGGGAAGUCUGUGGCCGGUCUUCAAUCGAGCUGCUAUGGCGUGCAUUUGGUACGGCGUGCAGGCUUACAUUGGCGGCCAUUGCGUCUACAUCAUGAUAAGAGCAAUCUGGAAAUCCUGGGAUCGUGAAAAGAUGCCGGGUCCGUUUGAUCCCGAGGCAAGUAGCGUGCCCGAGUAUGUUUCCUUUUUCCUCUUCUGGCUUGGCUCUCUGCCUGCGAUAUGGUUUCCGGUCCACAAGAUUCGGCACCUUUUCACCGUCAAGGCCUUCUUUGUGCCUCCGGCUGCCAUUGGAUUUAUGGUAUGGUGUAUUGUCCGUGCCGGUGGCGUUGGUCAGAUCAUCAAGCAGCCAAACACCAUACACGGCAGUGACCUGGCUUGGGAAUUCGUCAAGGGAAUCAUGUCGUCAAUUGGCAAUUUUGCUACUCUCAUCGUCAAUGAUUGCGACUUUGCUCGGUUCGCACGCCGGCCGAAAGAUGCGCUCUGGUCUCAGCUCAUCGCCAUUCCAACAUGUUUUGCAGUCACAUCUUUUAUCGGGAUCAUUGUUUCGUCGUCUUCCACCGCCAUUUUCGGGCACGCCAUUUGGGAUCCACUAGACAUUUUGGCCAAGUUCAUCGACGAUGGGUCUUCUGCAGAGCGCUUUGGUGUCUUCGUCAUUGCACUUGCGUUCUCCCUGGCUCAACUGGCUGCCAAUAUUGCUGCGAAUUCUGUAUCAGCAGGAAGCGAUCUUACCGCCCUUCUACCGCGAUUUGUCAACAUACGACGCGGAGGGUAUAUAUGUGCGGCCAUCGGUCUUGCGAUGUGUCCUUAUAACCUCCUUACCAGCUCGAGCAACUUUACAACCUAUCUUUCAGCCUACAGUGUUUUCCUGAGCUCUAUAGCUGGCGUGAUGGCCACAGACUAUUACAUCGUUCGAAAGGGCUAUCUAGAUGUCAGAGGCCUCUACGACGCUCGCAGCUCGGGGCCAUACUACUACACCAUGGGCAUCAAUUGGCGCGCUUACGCUGCCUACAUUUCCGGAAUACUUGUGACCAUUGUCGGCUUUGCCGGGGCUGUUGGUCAAUCUGUCCCGAUCGGCGCCGUGUACCUCUACAACGUCAACUUCUUCUGCGGAUUCAUUAUUGCCUCCAUCAUGUACUGGGCGCUUUGCACGAUUUGGCCGAUACCAGCAGUGAGCACCUGUUGGAUGGAGGUUGGGGACGUUCUCGAUGAUAUAGACGUUGCGUAUGAUGCCAAACUUGGCGACAAUUGCAAUGAUGCCACGAGCACGAGGGAGGGUAAGUUAGGAGAUCGGGCAGAUGUCUAG
Messenger RNA from Purpureocillium lilacinum, 1656 nucleotides. RefSeq lists its product as uncharacterized. Gene Ontology annotation, molecular function: nucleobase transmembrane transporter activity. Gene Ontology annotation, cellular component: plasma membrane. Gene Ontology annotation, biological process: nucleobase transport; transmembrane transport. NCBI's taxonomy places the organism in Eukaryota, Fungi, Ascomycota, Sordariomycetes, Hypocreales, Ophiocordycipitaceae. The record is from RefSeq and is a predicted model, not a curated record.